AUGACGCUCUGCGACACAUAUUCGAGGUUUCUGGCCACGCCGUCUACGGGCGCGCUGGCUGACCAUGCAACGCUGCACUACGUCUCGACCACGACCAGCAUCACCGACGCGACAGCAAUCAUCAAGCACUUGGCUGUUCAGGAGAAGCUGCUUAAGAAGACGAAGCAGAAGAUCCUGGACGCCAUUGAGGGCAACCACGGCCUCAGCGUCGAUGUAGAGACGACAAUCGAGUUCAGUAACGGCGGCGGCGCAUACCUGCCAGGCCUAGAUGACAACUUCGUGGCAGAUCGAACAGUGACGUUUGCAAUGGUCCACAUGGUCCGUUUUGAUAGAGCUGGAAAGAUCACACAGAUCCGCCAAUAUUGGGACCAGGGCUCUCUCCUGAAGCAGAUCGACGUCAUCGGCGCGCGCUCGCGCAAUUGGCCUAUCCGCGACGGCAGCGAACAAAUCCGCUUGAUCACGUCAAAUGCCGCUGUUGCUGCGGCUAACCAGCCAGAAGCAUCGCCUUCACGUCCAUCGACAGCGGCAUCGCGAGGCGUCGAUGAGGUGUCUAUUUCCUCGCGCUCGAGGCGCUCCACCAACAAUGCUAUGAACGACCCGCACGCGUCGCUCUCAUUGUUCCAGCCUCGCGAGAUUGACGAGGACGACGAGGACCGCGUCUCUCGCACCUCGUCGCAGCCUUCGGUGCCGCGCUCACUGUCUGCGAAGCCCCCUCCACGCGAGUACUCCGAGCUGUUCGUUGGCGCCGAUGGAGGCUCACCCUCACCCUCUGAGAGGAUCCCGACAAAGGCAGGUAGCGCAAAGAACUUCAAGAACAACCGCCUGUUUGAGGACGAGGAUGACCACUCGGCCGAUCGUGCGCCCAUGAGCAUCAAGACUAGCUCAAAGAAGUAUGACCACUUCACAUUUGGCGAAGGCGAGGAGACUCCAAAGGUACGUGACACUUCGCGCCCUACCAGGCAUGAUCAGCACCGCAACCGAAACGACGCGCAUUGGGACUUUGACGACUUUGCCACCCCAAACAAAUCCAAACCCAAGACACACCCCCAAGCCGUUAGACACUUUGGCUGGAGCGAUGAUGAGGUUAGUCCUUUCCAUCAACCAGGGACCGACGUUGCUCUUCUGUCUCUGAAAGUGCUUCUGAACCGUACGCUGACAUGGCAUUCUUCACAGGACGAGUCACCCGUUCGCCGCCCCGUAGUCCACAAGGCGCGCCCAGACGCCGACGCCCACUUUGACUUUGUCGACGACGGCACACCCGAGUCGCAGCGCCAACACCCUACAAAAGGCGGGCGCAGCAACCGCGGCCAAGGUCUCUACGAAGACCACGUCAACAACACAACGAACGACGCCGACGACCACGCCUCAAAAGGCGACGUCAAGUCUGCCCUCAGCGACGUCACAGCCGCCGUCAACGAGGGCCGCUCAAAGCACUUUGCCUCGCAGUUCGAUAUGACGGACAACAGCCCCAGCGCUGGCAAAAACGGCGCUGCUGCUGCUACCCAGACGCGCAACUCGAUGAAGACGCACUGGGGUACCCACCAGGACUCGCCUGAGAACCGCGGUAUCAAUAUCGCGGGUAACGGUAUGGGUGGCCGCAAGGGCACUGAGGCAGCGUGGUCGCUGUAUGAUGAGAGUCCUGCAAAGAAGGAGAACCAGAACACGGGUGCGAGACAGGGUAUCAAGACGGAAGGCGAUGGUAUGGGUGGGAAGAAAGGUGCUGAUAAGUCUUUCUGGGACUUUUGA
This is a messenger RNA of Pyrenophora tritici-repentis Pt-1C-BFP, 1746 nucleotides long. RefSeq lists its product as uncharacterized. NCBI's taxonomy places the organism in Eukaryota, Fungi, Ascomycota, Dothideomycetes, Pleosporales, Pleosporaceae. The record is from RefSeq and is a predicted model, not a curated record.